This is a messenger RNA of Naegleria gruberi, 8976 nucleotides long. RefSeq names its product vacuolar associated sorting protein. NCBI's taxonomy places the organism in Eukaryota, Heterolobosea, Eutetramitea, Acrasida, Naegleriidae. The transcript has 4 exons. The record is from RefSeq and is a predicted model, not a curated record. Bases 1 to 8976 code for a protein of 2991 amino acids. Gene Ontology annotation, cellular component: extrinsic component of membrane. Gene Ontology annotation, biological process: protein retention in Golgi apparatus; protein targeting to vacuole.
AUGUUUGAAGGAAUUGCUUCGAGCAUUAUUGUUAAACUCCUCGGAGAUUAUAUUGAAAAUUUAGAUAGUAAAUCUCUUAAAAUUGCUGUAUGGAGCGGAAGUGUUAAUCUAACCAAUCUAACGUUGAAAGCUUCGGCUUUGGAUACAUUUGAUUUACCAAUUUCUGUCGUACAAGGAUGUGUUGGUAGUAUUGAUGCAUCGAUUCCUUGGCAAUCCCUUUCUAGCAGUCCUGUGAUUGCCAAAGUGAGUGAUGUCUUUCUGGUUGUUCAACCAAAAAAGUGUGAUAAGUAUGAUGAACAAUCGGAGAAGGCUAGAGCAUUAUUGGCCAAACAAAGAAGUCUUCAAAACCAUGAAUUGUGGAAGGAACAACAAGAGGCUGUGGAUGACAUCAAACAAGAUAAAAAGACAGACGAUAAACAAGGGGAUACUUUUGUUUCUAGAAUGACCGAAACUAUAUUGAAUAAUCUUCAAGUGGAAAUUUCCAAUGUACACAUUCGUUAUGAGGAUGGUUCCAAUCCAAAGAAUCGUAUAGUUUUUGGUAUUACCAUGGAAAAACUGUCCUUGAAGAGUUGUAAUGAAAAUUGGGAGGAAGUUUUUAUCAAGACUGUCCAAGCAGCUUUCUACAAGAAAAUGUUACUUCAAAAUUUAUCGUUCUAUAUGAACAAUAAUGAAAUUGAACUCUUUUCAAAAUCUGGAAUGGAUACUAAGAAAUUCUCUCUCCAUAUGAAAAAGAUUAUCACUGAAAACAAGUUCUACAGAAGAUUUAUUGUAAGUCCAAUUAAUGGAGAAGCCAAACUUGUCAUGCAAAAGGAAGGAAAUAUCGAUAUGAGCAAACCUACAAUGGUGGCCAAUUUGGAAUUAGACAAUGUAAAUUUAUGCCUCGAUGACAGACAAUAUAAGAAUCUACUCUCAACUCUUGAAUAUAUGAGUAACUACUCACGAUUUGAAAGAUUUAGACAUUUGAGACCAAAGACAGAUUACAAAUCGGAAGAAAAGGGAUUAUGGUGGGAAUAUUUAAUCAAUUCUGCAAAGGAUAUUGUAGAGAAACAUCACUUUACUUGGCAACAAAUUGAGGAACGUAAAAAGCAAAGAAAGGAAUAUAUUGAACUCUUCAAGAGAAGUAAGGAAUAUCCAUGGCAAAAAAAGCUUUCUGAUUCGGAGAAAAAAACUCUCCAUUCACUGGAAGACAAGAUUGAUUUUGAGGAUAUUAUCUUUUACAGGGAGCUGGCCUAUGAAGAAUUAAAAAUUGAAAAGCAAAAGAAUAAGGCAUUCCUUACAAAGAACGAAAAAUCCUCUGGAUGGUUUGGUGGUUGGUGGGGAAGUAAACCCUCAACUGCUACUCAGGAAUCGUCUUCUGGAGAAGAAUCACCAACUGCUUUUGAAUUUACAGAAGAGCAACGUGAAGAGUUACACAAGACAAUUGGUUACAAUGCCAAGGAAAAGGCUCAAUCCAUAGAGCUACCAGCAGAUUAUGUAUCCUAUCAAAUUAAUUUUUACCUAAAGCAAGGAGAACUUAAACUUAGAAAUGCCAGAGUGAAGAGUAGUGAUCCAGAUUCAGCCAUUGUUAAAGGUGCCUUUAAUAACUUUAGAACCGAGGUUGGUGUUAGAGCUCAGGGAUCUGUCAUUGUACGAGUGACAUUGGAUGAUUUUGAAAUUACAGAUCAUUUCUCUGAUGUGACACAAUUCAAAAAGAUUCUCUCAAGAAGAAAGCAAGUUGGCCAUUUGGCAGAAAUUAUUGUGGAAAAUAAGCCUCUAGAUGGUGAAUCAGAUUUGAAGGUGCAAAUAUUGCUUCAACAAGUUGACAUUGCACUCAAUGUUCCUCUAGCUCAAAAAAUUCUCUCCUUCUUUAUCAUUCCAUCAAAUUUGGACUUUUCUGCACUUCAAAACCUUGCUAAAAAGCAAUUUGAAAGUUUACAACAACAAGCUCUCACACAAUUGAAGGUUGCUUUGGAAUCUAAAAUGUUAAUUGCUUUGGAUGUGUUAAUUUUGGCUCCAACAUUUAUUAUUCCUAUCGACUAUAAGGAUGAAAACUCUAAAAUAGUAUUACUCGACUUGGGUAAAUUGAAAUUCAAGAGUGAUAUUGAUAAGAAAGAAAGAGAAAGGAGAAUUAAGAAUGAAACUGUAGAAGAAAAAGAUUUUUAUGAUAGAUUCGACCUUGAACUUUCAAAUAUCCAAGCAGUCAUUACAGAUGUUCCAAGCUAUAACAAACAAACAACGACAAAUUCAUUCCAACUUAUCGAAAAGGUUAAUAUAUUUACCAAGUUGGGUAUUCUCAUUACAAACGAUACCAACUAUGCUGGAACUAAAAUUGAAGGAACCAUUCCUUCUAUUAAGGUUAACCUUUCUCCUCUAGCUAUGAAUACCAUUGUUAAUGUAGCCAACAACUUCCUUGUUCUAGUGGAUAAUCCAACUGGUAACAGUAAGGAAGAUGUUGAAAUCAAGGGUGCACUCAAGAUCAAAUCAGACCUUUUGACAAAUGGUGAAUUUAAACCAUAUUGGACUGAAGUGACAGAAAAUGGUAAAAUCAUGCUCUACACCACAGAAAAUGAUAUGAAACCUUCAGGAUGUAUUUAUAUCGAUGAUAGAUCCAUUGAAUAUCAAUUAUCUGACAAAAAUCCAGAUUUAACAGAGAACCAACUGGCUAUUGUAAUUCCUCAAGAGUCUGGUCCUACAACUGUAAUCUUUGAAGCCGAAAGCAAAACUUUACUUGACAAGUGGUUUACCUUAAUGUCCACCAAGAAUGUUAACAAAAAGCUUAGUUUCGAAUUGAGCAAUAAUGAAAAGUCUCAUAAUGAAGAGGAAAAACAAAAGAAUGUCAAAUUGAAACUCAACUUUAAUUUGGGAGAAUUCUGUGCCUCCCUUAUUUAUAACAAGAAGGUUGGAGAGAAUGAAUUCACUGAAAUGCCACUAACAGAUAUCAAACUUCAAGAUUUUGGUGUUGAUAUGGCAAUAAGACACUAUGAUACCAUUAUGAAUUUUAGUUUAAAGACAUUUACAAUUAGUGACAAGACCACAACAGCCACUGAUAAGUACAUUUUAACAUCAGAUUUGCAAUCAGAUAAGAAACUUGCUGAUCUUACUCUUAUCCAAGUAUCAGAUCCUCUCUCUGAACAUUACAAGAGAAAUGCCGAUUUAUUGUUGGAGUUUGUUUUCCACAAGAUGUUAUUCAACUUUGAUCCUAUGUCCUUAACUACCUUUUUAAUGUAUAUUUAUGAUGUUUUGGAUUUGACUCAAAAGAUCGAAGCAAGAGUUCCAACCAUCACACCAACCGAAAUGAACAAGAAAUUUGAAAAACGAGACAAAAACAGAAAUAGUAUGGAUUUGCAUGCUAAUUUGUCUGAGGUAAGCCUUGCAUUGGUUCAGGAAGACUUUUCCAGCUUUGCCACUGCUACAGUUGCAGAUGCUGAUGUUUCAUUCUCUAUGAAUGAUUUGGGAUUAUGUGUAAAGGGUACAGUUGGUAACUUGCUUGGAAUUGAUGACUCUAAUGAUGGUACUAUCUAUAGAGAAAUUGUUGGUCUCUCCACAACUGAUCAAAAGUCUCUCAUUACUUUUAGCUAUAUCCAAAAUAAUGAAAGACCUGAAAAUGUUGCCCCAACUCAACCUUAUUAUAACAAGUUCUUGAAACUUGUUUUGGAAUCUGUCAAGAUUGUCUACUUGAAUCGUGUUAUUGUCAAGCUUCAACAUUUUAUGCAGAAUGGUCCUCUUUGGGAUGCCCUGGCUGCUGGAGGUAAAAAAGUUUCUGAAUACUCUAAAGACUCAGUCUUGAAACAAUAUGAAAGUUUGGAACUUUUUAGUUUGGAUGUUAAAUUGGUUAAUCCUCUCGUAAUUGCUCCAAUGGCUUACAAUAAUCCAGAUGUUAUUGUUGGUAACUUGGGUGAAAUUACUGUUAGAAACUCACUUACUCAGAGAGAAGACUGUUGGAUUGAGCUCUACGCCAUAUCCUUCACUCAAAUGAAUUUGCACACUAUUACCAGUGUUAACAAUAAGCAAUUUGUUGGUGGUAUGGAUUGGUUGUUGGAUGUUGAAAGACCAGUCGUAAACCCUCUGCACAAGGUUCCAGGAGUAUUCGUAAAUAUUGCUGUUUCUGAUGUUGCUAUGAAUCUAACUCAUGAACAAUACCAAAUGAUUUUCAAAGUAGUGGAUGGUAAUGUGAAUGAUAACGCUGGAUUUUCUUCGUCAAAUGAAGCUCUUACCAAUGAGACUAAGAAGACUGAAGAUAAGGUUCUCUCUGAAUCUGAUGCCAAAAUUACAGAUCUCAUUGUCAAGGUUAAAUUCUCCAAUCUUAAUUUGACAGUUUUAAGAACAGCCGAUGAUCCAUUGGCCAGAUUGAAUAUGUACGAUCUCAAUGUUGAUGUGAAUACAAAGAGAAAUGGAUUGUCUGUAACAAAAGUUUCAAUUCAUGCAACAGAUGCCCAUGAUUUGAGAAAGCAAUCCGAUAGUUACUUCAAGACUUUUGUCGACACUAGAGAGGAGGAAAAUUCUCAACACUUUAUCAAUGUAGACAUUUAUAACGAUCCUGAAAAGUCUCUGGUAAAAGUAGAUGUCAAGAUGGGCAAUCCAAGAAUUAUUUUCGUUCCAGAUAUUGUAUUCGAAAUCCAAGACUUCUUUGUGACCAUGAGACCAGAAAAGGGUCCAAAAGGAAAAAUUCUUACCUAUGAAACAAUGCCAUCAGGUGACAUUCAUAUUAAUUCUGACUUGACUUUGGGUCUGGAUUUGUCACUUUCUCCAGUAAGAAGAUUAGUUGUACACAAGACUGAAUCUGGUGUUGUCGAAGUGGAUGAAGGUAUGAUUUUAAAGCUUGUCAAUGUAAAGAUUAAGAAGCAGUCAGACAAGACCUUGGAAGAUUAUGCAGAGCUUGGUGAAAAAGCCAAAAUUUCUACUAAUAAUAGUGUUGUUUUUGUUGGUGAUACGGAUAUUGAAAAAGAAGAUAAGGCUACCAUUGUAGUUGUAUCAAUUGACAAUCCUAACGUAAUGUUCCCAGUUAAGCCAAGCGAUCCUAACAGUAGAUUGAUGGUUCUGAGAUCUAAACUCAAAUUCAAGAUGGAAACAAGCGCUAACAAACAAAGCAUUGUUGUAAUGAUUUCUGAAAUGACAAUGUUUGUUGACAGCUUCAAUUCAACAAUUAUUUCAAAGAAUAACAUUCUCGAACCUCUCUCUCUUGAUUUUGAAUACUUGUCAAGUACUGAGCCACAAGCUGUGCACAAUGAUAUCAAGGCAAGAAUUGAUGGCAAUGUGAGGUCUAGAAUCUCCUAUCAAGAUGUCAAGAUGAUAACCGAAGUGGUAAAUCAUUUUACUGAUGCAAUGAGCAAAUCGAAGAAGGAAGAAGUUCCUAUUGCCUUUGAAGAUGUUGAAUUAUCUGAUGAUUCUGGAUCAGAAUCUGAAGAAGAAGAAUUUUCAGAAGCUAAGGAUGAAACUGAACAUAUUGAUGGUCAAUUCGUACUUAAUGACUAUGUAGAGUCAAGAAAUAACCUAGCCGUGAUACCAACUGUUGAAGAGAAAACUAACAACAAGACUACAAACUUUUUAUUCAACUUUGACAUGACACCAGAUCAAUCUGUAUCCAUCCUAGUGGUAGACGAUGUAAGAGGUUAUGAUAUACCAUUAAUUACUUUUACUAUGAGAAAAGUUCACUUGAUUGAAACUAAAAUGACUCAAUUGGGCGACACUUCCUCUAUUAAGGCCAAGUUGAUUGGUUACAUUCAAGCUGAUUAUUAUAACUUGAAGAUUGCCUCUUGGGAACCAAUUCUUGAACCUUAUGGUAUUGAAUUCCUCUUUAGAAGAAAGCCAAAUACAAAAUCAGCAACUCCAAAUGUAGACAGAUUUGAAAUUAGAGAUUUGGAUAUUCCAAAAUACAAGCAAAUGUAUCAUCCUGAAGAGUUUGAUGGUUUAUUGUUGAAUGUUACCCAAUCAAUGAUUACUACCGUUUCUUCUACAGCCAAGUUGUGGAAAGAUGAAUUUUAUACAGAAACAAAGGUAUCAAAGAAGUUUGAUCCAUACUGUAUUAGAAAUCAUACAGGUCAUAUUAUCAAAUUAAUUUUCCCAUACAAUACUCAACUCCAAAAAGCAGACAUGUACGAGAUUGGAACUGGUCAAGAAAUGAACUUUUCUCUACCAGAAGAUAAAACCAAAACUGCUCAUCAUGCCAUAACAAUUGAUGUUCCUGGAUUUAACAAAUUACAAGUUGAAUUGAAACAAACUGGUAAACUCCAUAUCAAGAAUAAUAAGAAUGAAUUUUGUAUGGUUGAUAAUGAUUUGAAAGAAGGUAGAAAGAUUAUAACUAUCAGUUCUGGUAUUCAAAUUAGAAACUUGUGUACUAUGGAUUGGGAAAUUGGUUCUCUCAACAUCUCCUCCAAGAUGAUUACCAGCUUUGGUAUUGUUAAUCCAAAGGAAUAUAUUGGUAUUCCACUGACAUCUGUAUCAGAAGGAAUUCUUUGUAUGAGACCUUGUAUUGGAGAGGGCUAUCAAUGGAGUUUACCAUCUGGUGGUCUCAAAUUUACAGAAUUACUCAAACUCUACAAGGGUAGUAAGAAUGUCACUAUUACAAAUCAAAAGGGCCCUAACAUGUUUGCUGUUGUGAGAACCAACUUUGCCCUCGAUGCAGACUAUCAACAAUUCAGAGAAAAGUAUGCCGAAAAUCCACUCUUGUAUCAAAGAUUCUACUGUACUCUUGAUAUCAAACCACCUUUGGCAAUUGAUAAUACUCUUGGAAAGACUGUCGAUUUCACAAUUAUUGCUCAAUCACCUCAAUCAAAUGAAAGAACAGUUGUACAGGAAGGUACCAUGUUGAAGGGUGAAAAAUUAUUUGUCUACUCUACAGAAAUGAAUAACAACAUACUCAUAAGAGUAAAGGUUGAAAAGGAAUGGGUGACUAAAGAAUUGGGACUUAUCCAUUUGGCAAAGAGAGACGGCACAAUGACACAACAAUCAACACAUAUCAAUAUUGAAAAUUCAACAGGAAAUUAUUCACGUAUUUACAUUGACUAUUCUGAAGUGAAUACAUCUGCCUACCGUGAAAUUAUUCUAUUCUCUCCAUUCUGGAUUGUUAAUCACACUGGAGAGAAUGUAGGAGUUAGAAAUUCUUCCACAAGUAACAAGCCAUUCAUUGUUCCAACUGGUGAAACUUUAAUGUAUGCAGAGACUUAUGAUCGUGAAAAGAUUAGCAUUACAUGCAACGAUUCUGCACCAAGUCCAGCCUUCUCAUUAGCUUCAACCUCUUCAGCUAGUAUGAUGGGAGAAGGACAAAUGAGUGAUUAUACAGAGGAAGAGGAGGAAGAUUUCAAUUUAUUCAUGCUUGCUGAAAUUAACCAAAUUGGUGUGUCAUUUAUUGAUAACUCUCCAAGUGAAGUUGCCUACUUGUUGUUAGGUGGAUUGACGAUGAGAUAUGCCACAACAGACAAACAUCAAUUUAUUGAAUGUGUGCUGUACAAACUUCAAUUAGAUCACCAAGAUUAUGAGGCUACCUAUCCUGUUAUUUUAUGUAAUGUUAAUGAGGCAGGACAAGAAUUUAUUCACUUUAGUUUGUGUAGAUCUGUUGAAAACAAUACCAAUGUAAAUACCUUCCCAUACAUGUCAUUAAUGAUGAGAGAAGCUCGUUGUGAAAUUGACUACCUCUUUAUUUCCAAGUUUGUGAAAUUGAUAGGUAUCUUGUCAACAGACCAAGAUCAAAACAAUGAAGCUGAUGCUCAAAUUGCUGAAAGAAUGACCAAACCUGUUGAAAUUCCAAAGUCUGAAGCUGAUGCUGAAAAGUUCUACUUUGAAAAUCUCGAAUUGCACCCUGUAAAGAUCCAUUUGACAUUCAAACUCAAUCAAGCAGAAGAUGAUAGUAAUCCACUUUUGAUCUUGUUUAAAUCUGUUGGUGUCACUCUUACAAGAAUUGAUAAUGCUCCAAUGAGAUUUAACUCACUCAUUCUUAGCCAUCCGUUCAUGACACUCAAUGCACUUAUUGAUAAGGUUAAGAAACACUAUAUUCGUCAAGCCACAGUCCAAUUCUACAAGAUUUUGGGUUCUUUGGAUAUUAUUGGUAAUCCAGUUGGAUUGUUCAGUGAUAUUGGUACUGGUGUCGUUGACUUUUUCUAUGAACCUGCCUCUGCCAUCACAAAGAGUCCUGAAGAAUUUGCCAGUGGUUUAGCAAAGGGUUCUAUGAGUUUAUUGAAGAAUUCAGUCCAUGGUAUUGGUAAUUUUACUUCAAAACUUACAGGAAAUGUUGGUAAUGGUAUUGCCUUUUUGACAUUUGAUAAGGAAUACAAUCAACAACGUGACAGACAAGCCAAUCAAAAACCAAAAGAUAUUAAGGAAGGUUUGGCAUCUGGAGCCAAGUCUUUAUUCCGUGGUAUUUAUGGAGGUGCUACUGGUAUUGUUAUGCAACCUGUAAAGGGUGCUCAAGAAGAAGGUGCUGUUGGUUUUAUUAAGGGUGUUGGCAAAGGUAUUAUUGGUAUUCCUCUCAAGCCAGUUGGUGGUAUUAUUGAUAUGGCAACAAGAACUGUUGAAGGUAUCAGUAACAGUAGUACUACACUCUUCACUCGUGUCAGGUAUCCUAGAACUCUGGCUGACAAUGGUGCUGUUUUAAGAUAUUCAUUAACAGAUGCUUAUGCCAAGUAUCUUACUGUCUCUAUUGAUGAUGGUGCCUAUGCAAAGACCAACAAAGCUGUCUAUUACAUGCCAGAUUCAACAAAGGCUGCUGUUUACUUGAUUACUGACAAGUUUAUUUUGAAGGUGGACCCAGUUGAAAAGAAGGUAAAAUGGAGAAUGCAACUUUCCAAGAUUAUGAAGGUUGAAUUGGUUUCAGAACCUACCGAUGCCAUUAAAGUGGUAAGCAAUGAAAGAGAAAAAUCAAUUUUUGGAACUUCAGGAGCAAACAUUACGAGAUUAUUAGAUUCAUUUGAUAAGGAAUAUUUACACAGAUUUAAGAACAAGCUUAAUAUUGAGUUAUCGAGAGUUUUCAAAGAACAGCAAGAGUUUGACGUUGUAGAUUAUUAA